GCCUAUUCAUCUGCCUCGUUUUUUCUCAUUUCUUCUUUUUUUUGUUUGAAAUUCAUUUUUUCUCCAUUUCACUUUUAUCUCUUCCAUGACUCAAAUCUAUUUUGCCUCUUUCAUCUUCUUUCGUCUUAUCUCUUCUAUUCUAUAAUCGAAAUUCAUUUUUCCUCUUUCAUCUACAACCCAACCUUAAUUUUCUUGUGUCUCUCACUAAGAAUGCGAAUGGUGGCACUUAGAACAGGGCUUAUUGCCUUUGGAUUCGAUCCCAAGGAAAACGAUCUUGCCUUCGACCAUGGUGGAUCUGAGGUCGAGCAUGGAGAUCUCUUUUAUGAAGGAAGGGAUGAGAAUAAGAAGAUGGUGGCAUUUGAGAGGAGUGAAGCCAUUGCUGUCAUGGAUUGGAGAGGAGGAUUUGGGAGAAUCUAGCGAAGUAGGGAAGAAGAUGAGGAGUGAUAAUGUUGGAAAAUUUGAAAAGGGUAAAAUAAUACUUUUAACUUAUAAAUCCCUGAAAUCAAGAAUAAUAAAUUACUUUUCUUAAU
Messenger RNA from Rubroshorea leprosula, 530 nucleotides. The record is from the annotation of a GenBank genome assembly. NCBI's taxonomy places the organism in Eukaryota, Viridiplantae, Streptophyta, Magnoliopsida, Malvales, Dipterocarpaceae.